AUGGGAUACAAAGUUGACUGUUCAGCGGAUUGGCAAAAAGGAUGUACAAUAUUUUUGUCUCCAUUUGAAACUACCUAUGAUACUUUUCUUGGAUAUCUAAAAGAAAAAACUUUAGAAUUAGGAUUUACUUUCGAUUAUAAUAGCGACCAAUACGAUUAUGACACGGUGAAUGAAAAAAUAAAAAAAAAAGUUCCUUUUGAUGUAAAGAAUCAAUUUGCCAAAGGUUUAGGCACUUUCAAUCCUAGAUAUCCUAUAGAUGUUAAAGUGGUUCCUAAAUUAGACGCAAUAAAUGGAAAUACAUAUUCCUCAAAAGAGUAA
This is a messenger RNA of Strongyloides ratti, 318 nucleotides long. RefSeq lists its product as hypothetical. Bases 1 to 318 code for a protein of 105 amino acids. The transcript is spliced from 2 exons. The record is from RefSeq and is a predicted model, not a curated record. Lineage: Eukaryota; Metazoa; Nematoda; Chromadorea; Rhabditida; Strongyloididae.